AUACUACUACCUCUGAUAAUCCGAUCUUCGUUCCCAAUGGCCAAAUCAGAGCCCUGAUUUCCACUGAGCAUUAAAAAAGAAUAAAAUCUUUGAUCUUUCCAUUUCUAUUCGCUCUCUCUCUCGGUUAACAAUGGCGCGCCUUCUCUCGGUUCUGAUUCUCGCGACUCUCGCGAGCAACUUUGAUGAGCUUUUUGCCGAAAGUCGAAAGGAAUUAAGGAUCAAGCAGGUUAUCCAAGACCGAAAUGUGGAUCGAGUUGAGAAGUCUAAUGCAGUCGAUCCCUCACGAGUUAUUCAGCUCUCAUGGCGUCCAAGGGCCUUUUUAUACAAAAAUUUCCUAACAGAGGAAGAAUGUGAUCACUUAAUGGCUUUGGUGCAUGCCAAGAACAGUUACUCUGCUGGAAGUAGUGGUGCGGAGAAGCUGGCAUCUAAUUUGGAUUUUUAUUUAGAUACAGAUGAUGAAAUUGUAGCUAGGGUUGAAGAAAGAAUUUCAGCUUGGACCUUUUUGCCCAAAGUGAACAGCAUGCCCUUAAAGGUUACGCAUUUUGGAGUUGAAGAUACUAAGCAAAAGUAUAAUUAUUUUAACAAGAAUUCCACAGAACUGCAAAUUGCACCCUUAGUGGCAACAGUGAUUUUAUACCUUUCCAAUGUCUCUGCUGGUGGGCAGAUCAUUUUUCCCGAGUCAGGGAGCAAUAUCUGGUCCUCAUCCAAUUGCAUGACGAGUAGUCACACCAUCAGACCUACUAAAGGAAAUGCACUUCUAUUUUUUGCUGUCAAUCUUAAUGCAACUCCUGACCACAGUAGCUCCCAUGCCAGAUGUGCUGUCCUCGAGGGUGAUAUGUGGUCUGCCACAAAAUUCUUGUAUCUCAAAGCAAUCAAUCGAGAAAAGGAUGCAAUAACCUCCCCUGAUUGCAUGGAUGAAGAUGACAACUGUCCUCGUUGGGCUGCCAGUGGGGAGUGUCAAAGGAAUCCGGUUUUCAUGGUUGGUUCCCCCGAUUACUACGGUACAUGUAGGAAAAGUUGUAAUGUAUGCUAAUAGUUAGCCUCUUAUGUAUAUGGUAUACCCAACACUAAUUUGUUUCUGGUUUCUUGAUAAUCUUCAUUCAUAUGAAAGAGUCUGAUCUGUUUUGUAUAGCAGACAUGAGAAAUCAUAUAGGAGACAACUUCUGAGUGUCAAAGUAUAUUACACAUUGCACUGAAAGUUUAUGCAGUAUUCUGCAAUUUGCACAAA
Ipomoea triloba (trilobed morning glory) is the source of this 1228-nucleotide messenger RNA. RefSeq names its product probable prolyl 4-hydroxylase 12. The transcript has 7 exons. The record is from RefSeq and is a predicted model, not a curated record. NCBI's taxonomy places the organism in Eukaryota, Viridiplantae, Streptophyta, Magnoliopsida, Solanales, Convolvulaceae. Gene Ontology annotation, biological process: peptidyl-proline hydroxylation to 4-hydroxy-L-proline. The coding region runs from base 131 to 1033 and encodes 300 amino acids. Gene Ontology annotation, cellular component: endoplasmic reticulum. Gene Ontology annotation, molecular function: procollagen-proline 4-dioxygenase activity; L-ascorbic acid binding; iron ion binding.